CAUUAAAAAAUUGAACAAUGUUGAUUUAGUCAAUGGUUUAGACUUUAGAAUUUAGAUUUUUGAAAUUGCUCUUGUGAGUUCCUUCCUCUUACAUUCCAAGUAGCUUCCUGUUUAGAGAGUUGUCUGAUUUUGACAUAUUGGUCUCAAUUGUAAGUUGAUUCUUGAAUCCUUCAAAUUUAGUUAAGCUGUUUGGUGGAGUCUCUAAUAAGCUGAAUAAACAUAUUUUUAAGUUCUGAUACAUCCCUUUGUGAUUUAGUUAAGCUUACCAAGUGAUUUAAGUUCUGAUACAUUAAGUUACUGCAGACCCUUAGUUUUGGUCGGUAAGGUGUUGCAACAAGAGGGAACAUGACAUGUGAGUUUUACACUUGGGGUUAAAAAAAUGGUUCAUUUAGGUUUCACUAAAAUUGAGGUUGAAUCAAUUAGAAUAAAGUAGAAUGUUGUUUAAUAAUGUUAAAUCCGUGUGCUAAGUGCCAACCACCAUUUUAUAAGUCCUUACUUAGAAUAGCUUUUGAAAGAGAUUAUAUUAAAUUUGAAUGGUUAUUUCUAAGUGCUGUGAAGGCAUCAAAACAUUAUUUUAGGUGGUCCUCUCCUUGAGAGUUGAAAAGACUAGUCUUGUUUGGCGAAAAUGAAGUACAUGAUCUUGGUGUUAGAACAACUAGAAAAUUGGUUAGGUGAGCUGCUGCUCUUAAACAUUUCACCUACCAAAACUGGUUGUGGUGUCUUUAUCACUUCUAGAAAAUGCCUGGUAGGUUCAAGUUUCUUCCUACAGGAUUAGUUGGGGGUAGGGAUGCUAAAACAAAAUUCACACUGAUUUUCUAGCGGUGUUCUUUGAAGUUUUCCAGAUUCAGGCAACCAACAGAGAACACAUUGUGAGACAGAAGAAAAAUGGCCUCAAUGCAGUAUUUUGAGGAGCCUGUGCCCCAAGUGGAUUCAUUUGAAGACAAAUCAUCUCUGGAAAUGUGGAAAUGUGGCGGUGAUGAUGCUAUUGAAGAUUCUGAUAAAAAUGGCUCUGGUGGCUUUGAUUGCAACAUCUGCUUAGACUGUGUGCAAGAUCCAGUGGUUACUCUGUGUGGUCAUCUCUAUUGUUGGCCCUGCAUUUACAAAUGGCUUAAUUUCUACAGCAUCUCAUCAGACUAUGAAGAAAAGGAGGAGCCUAUAUGUCCGGUAUGCAAAUCAGAAAUCUCACAAUCAUCCCUCGUUCCACUAUACGGCCGCGAAGGCCAAACCACCUCACCUUCUAAAAGCAAGGCUCAGCAAGUAGGGAUUGCCAUACCUCCAAGACCCCUUGUUCCUUCAUGGGUGGCUGAGUUAUCAAGAUCUUCCCAACCUACUUCUCAAGCUCAUCAUCAUCCCCAUUAUCCUCACCAUCCUCAACAGUUCAACUCAAUUUCAGGAAGUUACACAUCACCAAUGCUUAACACAGGUGGUUCACAAACAGCUUAUGGAGUCAUUGGCGAGAUGAUAUAUGCAAGGGUCUUUGGAAACCAAGUAACAAACAUAUAUACAUACCCUAAUUCAUAUGAUCAUUCCAGGAUCAGUAGUAAUCCAAGGAUCAGAAGGCAUUUGAUGCAAGCUGAUAAGUCACUUAGUAGAAUCUGUUUUUUCCUCCUUUGUUGUGCAGUUUUGUGUCUUCUCUUAUUCUGACUUCUAUCCAUUUUUCCUGGGCAAUAUCAUCCCUGUAUAGAAUAUAAGUAGUAUGCGGGUUCAUCUAGAUGUAUUAUAUAAAGAGAACUUGCAUAUUUGGUGCUUGA
Molecule: messenger RNA, 1751 nt
Organism: Lotus japonicus
Lineage: Eukaryota; Viridiplantae; Streptophyta; Magnoliopsida; Fabales; Fabaceae
Product: E3 ubiquitin-protein ligase RMA1H1-like
Exons: 2
Coding region: 886-1644 (252 amino acids)
Biological process (GO): ubiquitin-dependent protein catabolic process
Cellular component (GO): endoplasmic reticulum
Molecular function (GO): ubiquitin protein ligase activity; metal ion binding; ubiquitin-like protein conjugating enzyme binding
Source: RefSeq, a predicted model, not a curated record